Lingula anatina is the source of this 1137-nucleotide messenger RNA. RefSeq lists its product as uncharacterized. Lineage: Eukaryota; Metazoa; Brachiopoda; Lingulata; Lingulida; Lingulidae. The record is from RefSeq and is a predicted model, not a curated record. Gene Ontology annotation, biological process: G protein-coupled receptor signaling pathway. Gene Ontology annotation, cellular component: membrane. Gene Ontology annotation, molecular function: G protein-coupled receptor activity.
AUGGAUGGGACGGAAGAGGCUCUUCCUGCGCUUGCUCUACGAGUUCCAUCGCAGAGAACAGGUUUCUAUAACAUGUCUACCUCAAUAGGAAACACGGAAGGUUUGGGAAACGAUACGCUAUUUGUCAAUUAUUACAGUGGAAGUGUUUUUCUGACAUACACAGCAGUUGCCGGACUUAUAACUUCCAUCGGCUUGCUUCAAAAUGCGUUGUCUCUUUUAGCUCUCAAGCACAUGCGUAGGCCGAUGAACAGUUUCCAAAAACUCAUCAUUAAUCUUGCCUUUGCAGACUUUCUCUUGAUGUUCUUUUGUUGUGCGGUGUGUGCUAUUCGACUGUACCUUGGGGUAGGGUAUGUGAAUUACGCCACCAUGCCACCGGAGACACGCUCCAUAAGCUGCAUCGAGCAGAUCGUCAUGGACAUAUCUAUUCACCUUCUCGUGCCGCCGCUUUUAGCCACCACUGGCCUGGUGCUGAACCAGUUCGUUGCUGCCACGCGGCCUCUACGGUUCACCAACAUUGUGACGGAACGCCGCAUUCGGUGCUAUAUUGCCUUCACCUACGUGAGCGCAGUUGUACCCCUCGUGAUUCUCCAUGCGGUGUACUAUAUCAUCUACCCUAACGCAGACUGUAUUACUCAUAUGGACAAAUAUUUUGUGGCCUUAGAAGGCCAUGUUGGAAUUUUCAUGAUGCUCCUUAUGGUUUUGAAUGUGUUUAUAUGGUACAAACUGUACACUAAGAUAAAAGAAAGCCUUUCGUAUCGACACGACUUGGCAAGUGAUCCGCAAGACCACGAGCAAGCAAAACUGAACGUUACAGUCGCCAUUCUACUGGUAACAAUCUUCGUGUGUUGGGUACCGGGCGUGGUAACGGCUUUUAUUUACUUUGGGUUCGACGUUUCACAUACAAAACGACCAGAGUCGUCUGAUGCCGUGGCCAUGGUCACAAAUAUUCUUUUUAUCUUCAACUCCUUGGCAGAUCCUAUAAUUUAUGGUCUCCGUAUAAGGGACGUUAGGCAUGGGUAUGUUCGCCUUUAUCAGCGUAUCAGUGACAUUUUCUGUUCCAGUGGACGGUUGGCAAAAGCGGACAGUAGGCACCACAUAUCCUGCAACCAUAAUCAUAACACUGGGACACCAGUAUAA